Molecule: messenger RNA, 1542 nt
Organism: Herpailurus yagouaroundi (jaguarundi)
Lineage: Eukaryota; Metazoa; Chordata; Mammalia; Carnivora; Felidae
Gene: ACRV1
Product: acrosomal vesicle protein 1
Exons: 4
Coding region: 91-963 (290 amino acids)
Source: RefSeq, a predicted model, not a curated record
UGUAACCUAGCAUUGGGAGCUUCUGCUCACAGGUUUACUUCACAGCUCUUGGGUGCCCCACACCAGGGUCCUCUCUUCCCCAAAGUCCAGAUGAAGAAGUUUCUCUUACUAAUGAGUCUUUAUCUGGUUGGAUCUGCCAGAGGAGCAUCAGGUCAGCCUGAUGAACCUCCUGGUUCUAUGGAUCAUCAAGCUUCCGUUCAGCAAUUUUCAGGUGGGUACUUUUCACUUGGAAACCCUUCAGAUGGUGAGGCUUUGUAUGAGACUUCUUCAGACGAGAGCAGUUUAAGUGAGCACACCUCAGGUGGGCACGCUUCAGUUGAACACGCCUCAGGUGAGCACGCUUCAGGUGAACACAUUUCAGGUGAGCAUGCUGCGGGUGAACACAUGUCAGGUGAACACACCACAGGGGAGCACACUUCUGGUGAACAACCUUCAGGUGAACAGACUUCUGGUGAAAAGCCUUCAGGUGAACAGACUUCUGGUGAACAGACUUCUGGUGAACAGUCUUCUAGUGAAAAGCCUUCAGGUGAACAAGUUUUGGCUGAAAAGCCUUCAGGUGAACAGGUUUCAGCUGAAAAGCCUUCAGGUGAACAAGUUUUGAGUGAGAAGCCUUCAGGUGAACAGGCUUCCGGUGAACAAGCUUCAGGUGAACAAGCUUCAGGUGAAAAGCCACCGGGUGAACAGCCUUCAGGCAUUCCACCUUCAAGCACACUUUCAGGCCCAAUAUUAAAUUGCCACACAUGCUCAUAUAUGAAUGAUCAAGGAAAAUGUCUUCGUGGAGAGGGAGUCUGCUCCACUCAGAAUUCCCAGCAGUGCAUGUUAAAGAAGAUCUUUGAAGGUGGAAAACUCCAAUUCAUGGUUCAGGGUUGUGAGAAUAUGUGCCCAUCAAUGAACCUCUUCUCCCAUGGAACCAGGAUGCAAAUUAUAUGCUGUCGGAAUCAAUCUUUCUGCAACAAGAUCUAGAAGCCUGUGCCCUUGCUUCCCGCUCUGACUCAGGCAGCAAAAAUUCUCCAUUACCCGACUGGGCUCAAGUUAUAUUGUUUCUCCCCCAGUCUAUAACUAACCACAUCUGUCUCCGCCUGAGUGUCAGAAAGGAUGUUCAAAUCCCUCACCUUUCCUCUCCUAUCCAUGCCCUAUAAGCCAUUCUUCUCUGUCAUCUGCCUUCCCUUACCCCAUCUCUCAACAUUCUUUUCUUUCUCAAUAAAUUCGUAUGGUAAAGAAUAUAGGCUGGCGACAGACUUCUUUUCCCAUUAGCCAGUUGCAGGGUCAGCCGGAGCUUAAAGUGGAUGCAUUUCAAAUCACUCCACCUUCCUCAAAGUGGAGGGGUCCCCCAGGGCAGAGACCACAAAGAGAAAUGCAAAGUAGCUUAAACAACACUGUGGAACCUUCUCUGAACCCCCUACCUUUCCAUCUCAAUAGGAACCCCACCCCUGUCUACUUGUCAGGAUGUCUAAAACUCACCUUCUUUGGCUCUGGAGAAUUUUCAGUAUUCAAGAGUCUACUCUUGAUUUUAACAAUAAAAUGACUCUUUUUAAAAAUUUA